CAGGUUAUCAAGUACGGUCACUUUGAAGAACCAGGAACAUGGCGCCAUAUGAACGAGUUUUUGGUCGCCCAACAAGCCCUCGCAGAGGCGGUGGCCAACGUCAACGAGAUCAUCGCGCCAAAGCUGAUUGGCAUGGAGGUGCUAGAGGGGGAUGGGCGGCGACUUGAAGCAUCGACCUGAAGCGAAGAUGGACGCCAAUGUGUUCGCAGUGGAGAUGCCGAAGAUAGAAGAUGAAGAGUUUGUAUGUUCAACAAAAGCUUCUUAACGCAAACCAUUUAACCUGCAUUUAACCUGGAUCCGACUCAUCCUCAGUUCGCGACCUCUUUGGUGUUUCUGUUGGUGACCUGUAAAAGCCGGCCCAUGACUGUGGACCGAACGGAUCCAAGAAGGUCACAAGCUCCUGCGAACCAGGAAGAUCUCUAUCCGAACCUCCUGCGCCAUCGAUGGGACCUGCAUGAAAAAGUCCGAAAAAAAACCAGACGCUCCAUGGGACUGCCAUACAUGCCUACAUUGGGGUGGUUUGAGGGGUCAAUGUAGGCAUAUAUGCCAUACAUGGAGUGUAUGGGUUCUGAACAGAAACUUCUUCUUUAAAUCUCUUUGGCGCGCAAAAGGCUGGUGUUUGGGUGCGCGCUGGCGCUCGACCAUUUCGGGAGGAAUGCGGCAGGACGGAACGGCCAAAACCGCCGUCCCCCCGGUGGAGCGGACGUGAGACCAGGUGACGAAACAGACGGAGAUCGACAAACUCAUGGUGGAGACGCUGGAUGGCUCUCAGAAUGAGUGGGGCUGGUCCAAGGCCAAGUUGGGUGCCAAUGCCAUCUUGGCAGUCUCCAUGGCCGUUUGCCGCGCAGGAGCUGCCGCCAGUCGGAUGCCACUUUACAAAUAUAUCGCUAGGAUCUCUGGAAAGCCCUAUGACAACUUCGUGAUGCCUGUGCCCUCCUUCAACGUGAUCAACGGCGGCAGCCACGCAGGAAAUCGCUUGGCCUGCCAGGAGUUCAUGAUCCUGCCGGUGGGCGCCGCCUCCUUCCGCGAAGCCAUGUGCAUCGGCGCCGAGGUCUAUCACAACUUGAAGAGCGUCAUUAAGAAGAAGUACGGCCAGGACGCAUGCAACGUGGGCGACGAGGGCGGCUUCGCCCCGAGCGUCCAAGACAACAACGAGGCCUUGGAUGUGCUGAUGGAGGCGAUAGAGAAGUCCGGCCAUGCCGCAAAGGUGAAGAUCGGUACCGACGUGGCCGCUUCGGAGUUCUACAGCGCUGAGACCAAGAAAUAUGACUUGGACUUCAAGAACCCCAGCAGCCCAGACAGCAUGAAGAAGACUGCUGAUGAGAUGAUCGCCUACUACAAGGACUGGAUCAGCAAGUACCCCUUCGUCUCCAUUGAGGAUCCCUUUGACCAGGAUGAUUGGGAUGCUUACUCCAAGUUCCAAGCAGAAGUUGGUGAUCAGGUCCAGACGCUGGGCGAUGAUUUGUUGGUCACGAAUCCCAAGCGAGUGGAGAAGGCCUUGUCCGUGAAGGCUUGCAAUGCCUUGCUGCUGAAGGUGAAUCAGAUUGGCUCCGUGACGGAGGCCAUCGAAGCGGCCAGCAUGUCGCAGUUCGCCGGCUGGGGGGUCAUGGUCUCCCAUCGCUCUGGUGAGACGGAGGACUCCUUCAUCGCGGACCUGGUCGUGGGACUGCGCACGGGGCAGAUCAAGACGGGCGCGCCCUGCCGUUCCGAGAGGUUGUCAAAGUACAACCAGCUCCUGCGUAUUGAGGAGGAAUUGGGCGAAAGGUGUUCUUACGCGGGCACCGGCUUCCGCAACAUUGGUUCCCCGGACUUCGGCAUGAAGAGGAAGCCGUUUGUGGGCGGCAACUGGAAAUGCAAUGGGAAGCUCAGCGGCGUCAAGGAACUCCUGGCAGCCUUCAAGGGCAUCGGAGCAGAUCCUAAAUCCGUGGACGUGGCCAUCUUUGCUCCCACGCUGCACAUCCCUGCGGCCCAGGACUGCCUGGCGGGCGAUGCUGCGAUCCAGCUAGGGGUGCAAAACAUGAGCAAGACAGGUGAGGGUGCCUUCACUGGAGAGGUCUCCGCUGGUCAGGUGGCCGAUUGCGGACUUAAGUAUGUCUUGGUCGGCCACUCCGAACGCCGCUCGUUGUACGGAGAGACGGACGAGGAUUGCGCGGCCAAGACGAAGGCCGACGGUUUGACGGUGGUCUUUUGCAUUGGCGAGUCGUUGGCUGAACGUCAAUCUGGGAAGACCACAGACGUCUGCGAGAAACAGAUGAAGGCUGUGAUCCCUGUGAUCUCGGACUGGUCGAAGAUCGUCAUCGCCUACGAGCCGGUGUGGGCCAUCGGUACCGGCGUCGUCGCCACGCCGCUCCAAGCGCAAGACACCCAGUACCAGGUGCGCCGUUGCAUCCGUGACGAGUGUGGCGCAGAGAUUGCGGACUCGGUGCGGAUCAUCUAUGGUGGAUCGGCCAAUGAGAAGAACUGCAAGGCCUUGGGUGAGCUGCCCGACGUGGAUGGCUUCCUCGUGGGCGGCGCCUCUUUGAAACCCACCUUCACGGAGUCCGUCCCCACGCUUCAGGCAGCCUUUAAACCUUAAGUCUUGCAAGAUGCUCCUGCCUCGCCCGCACAUAUAGUGUGUGCGUCUGAAAUUUCUCUUGCUGGAAAGGCGGCAUGUCGCAACUGUCAACUUACAGCUUUGGGAUGUGCCAGAUGCUUUGCCAGUUCCUGUUGCC
This is a messenger RNA of Durusdinium trenchii, 2711 nucleotides long. NCBI's taxonomy places the organism in Eukaryota, Dinophyceae, Suessiales, Symbiodiniaceae. The record is from the annotation of a GenBank genome assembly.